This is a messenger RNA of Rana temporaria (common frog), 2389 nucleotides long. RefSeq lists its product as uncharacterized. The transcript has 2 exons. The record is from RefSeq and is a predicted model, not a curated record. The coding region runs from base 1081 to 2244 and encodes 387 amino acids. Lineage: Eukaryota; Metazoa; Chordata; Amphibia; Anura; Ranidae.
GCCUGUACACCUUUUAUCUCCUGUACACUCUCUAUCUUCGAGACCCACUCUAUAUUAGGGCUGAGCCUGUACACCUUUUAUCGCCUGUACACCUUUUAUCUCCUGUACACCUUCUAUCCCCUGUCUCGGUCUGUCUCGUGUACACCUUCUUUCCCCUGUCUCGGUCUGUCUCCUGUACACCUUCUAUCUCCUGUCUCGGUCUGUCUCCUGUACACCUUCUAUCUCCUGUCUCAGUCUGUCUCCUGUACACCUUCUAUCUCCUGUCUCGGUCUGUCUCCUGUACACCUUCUAUCCCCUGUCUCGGUCUGUCUCUUGUACCUUCUAUCCCCUGUCUCGGUCUAUCCCCUGUCUCGGUCUGUCCCCUGUCUCGGUCUGUCUCCUGUACACCUUCUAUCCCCUGUCUCGGUCUGUCUCCUGUACACCUUCUAUCCCCUGUCUCGGUCUGUCCCCUGUUUCGGUCUGUCUCCUGUACACCUUCUAUCCCCUGUCUCGGUCUGUCUCCUGUACACCUUCUAUCCCCUGUCUCGGUCUGUCUCCUGUACACCUUCUAUCCCCUGUCUCGGUCUGUCUCCUGUACACCUUCCAUCUCCUGUCUCGGUCUGUCUCCUGUACACCUUCUAUCCCCUGUCUCGGUCUGUCUCCUGUACACCUUCUAUCUCCUGUCUCGGUCUGUCUCCUGUACACCUUCUAUCUCCUGUCUCGGUCUGUCUCCUGUACACCUUCUAUCCCCUGUCUCGGUCUGUCUCGUGUACACCUUCUAUCCCCUGUCUCGGUCUGUCUCCUGUACACCUUCUAUCUCCUGUCUCGGUCUGUCUCCUGUACACCUUCUAUCUCCUGUCUCGGUCUGUCUCCUGUACACCUUCUAUCCCCUGUCUCGGUCUGUCUCGUGUACACCUUCUAUCCCCUGUCUCGGUCUGUCUCCUGUACACCUUCUAUCUCCUGUCUCGGUCUGUCUCCUGUACACCUUCUAUCCCCUGUCUCGGUCUGUCUCCUGUACACCACCUAUCCCCUGUCUCGGUCUGUCUCCUGUACACCUUUUAUCUCCUGUCUCGGUCUGUCUCUUGUACACCUUCUAUCCCCAUGUCUCGGUCUGUCUCCUGUACACCUUCUAUCUCCUGUCUCGGUCUGUCUCCUGUACACCUUCUAUCCCCUAUCUCGGUCUGUCUCCUGUCUCGGUCUGUCUCCUGUACCUUCUAUCCCUUGUCUUGGUCUGUCUCCUGUACACCUUGUAUCUCCUGUCUCGGUCUAUCCCUUGUCUCGGUCUGUCUCCUGUACACCUUCUAUCCCCUGUCUCAGUCUGUCUCCUGUACAACUUCUAUCCCCUGUCUCGGUCUGUCUCCUGUACCUUCUAUCCCCUGUCUCGGUCUGUCUCCUGUACACCUUGUAUCUCCUGUCUCGGUCUAUCCCCUGUCUCGGUCUGUCUCCUGUACCUUCUAUCCCCUGUCUCGAUCUGUCUCGGUCUGUCUCCUGUACACCUUGUAUCUCAUGUCUCGGUCUGUCCCCUGUCUCGGUCUGUCUCCUGUACACCUUCUAUCCCCUGUCUCGGUCUGUCUCCUGUACACCUUCUAUCCCCUGUCUCGGUCUGUCUCCUGUACCUUCUAUCCCCUGUCUCGGUCUGUCUCCUGUACACCUUGUAUCUCCUGUCUCGGUCUAUCCCCUGUCUCGGUCUGUCUCCUGUACCUUCUAUCCCCUGUCUCGAUCUGUCUCGGUCUGUCUCCUGUACACCUUCUAUCCCCUGUCUCGGUCUGUCUCCUGUCUCGGUCUAUCCCCUGUCUCGGUCUGUCUCCUGUCUCGGUCUAUCCCCUGUCUCGGUCUGUCUCCUGUCUCGGUCUAUCCCAUGUCUCGGUCUGUCUCCUGUCUCGGUCUGUCUCGGUCUAUCCCAUGUCUCGGUCUGUCUCCUGUCUCGGUCUAUCCCAUGUCUCGGUCUGUCUCGGUCUAUCCCAUGUCUCGGUCUGUCUCCUAUCUCGGUCUAUCCCCUGUCUCGGUCUGUCUCCUGUCUCGGUCUAUCCCCUGUCUCGGUCUAUCCCCUGUCUUGGUCUGUCUCCUGUCUCGGUCUGUCUCGGUCUAUCCCCUGUCUCGGUCUGUCGCCUGUCUCGGUCUAUCCCCUGUCUCGGUCUGUCUCCUGUCUCGGUCUGUCUCCUGUCUCGGUCUGUCUCCUGUCUCGGUCUAUCCCAUGUCUCGGUCUGUCUCCUGUCUCGGUCUAUCCCAUGUCUCGGUCUGUCUCCUUCUCUUACACUGUGUUAAACCUUGGGAAAGUUUUGUGUCCCUCUCGUGACGGAUUGCCUGGGGCGGCCCUCCUCCCCCUCGCCUCUCUCUUCUCUUCUCUCCUACAAGGUCACAGCCUGAGCUCUCUCAACGUUUCACCCUCUCGGGGGUUUUCUAGGAAGAG